This is a messenger RNA of Neodiprion fabricii, 2564 nucleotides long. Its product is annotated as box C/D snoRNA protein 1. The record is from RefSeq and is a predicted model, not a curated record. The transcript is spliced from 7 exons. Gene Ontology annotation, cellular component: nucleus; pre-snoRNP complex. Lineage: Eukaryota; Metazoa; Arthropoda; Insecta; Hymenoptera; Diprionidae. The coding region runs from base 343 to 1332 and encodes 329 amino acids. Gene Ontology annotation, biological process: maturation of LSU-rRNA from tricistronic rRNA transcript (SSU-rRNA, 5.8S rRNA, LSU-rRNA); snoRNA localization; box C/D snoRNP assembly.
AAAUGAUCUCAAUUACGCGAUAAUGCUAUGCUUCCUCUUGUCUGACAAUACGUAUAUCACCCAAGUUCACACCGAUUAAACAAAGAAGUGCCGAAUACGUUGACUGAAGAAAUUUUCAACGUUUCCCUGGCGAUAAUAAAUCUGUUCGAGGAUGCAACAAAUAGCUCUGUCUAAAUUUUGAAUCCAACCACUACAAAUCAUUCAACAGUCACAACUUAUGCGAUUGACAAUCAAUUUGAUAUUCGCGUUUCACAUUUGCAAAUGAGAAUCGGACUUUGAUGUUCGCGGAUUUUGACGAUUCCACUUGAUUGUCAACUUGCCGGGGAUACCACGUGAUUUAAAAUGGCGACGUGCAGCGUCAAGUUGGAAGAGUGCGAAGUCUGUGGAGGAAGGAGUGCGAAGUACACGUGUCCUAAAUGUGAGGUUAGAACAUGCUGUCUGGACUGCGUAAAGAUACACAAGAAAGAAUUGGAUUGUGAUGGAAUACGCGACAAGACUAAAUUCGUACCUCUGAAAGCAUUCACAGAUCUCGACGUAUUGAGCGAUUAUCGAUUGCUUGAAGAGGUCGGUAGAUCUGUAGAUUCAUUUCAGAGAGAUCCUUCCAAGAAGUAUACAAGACUAGGUAACCUGCCAGUGCAUUUGCAUAAGUUAAAGACAGCUGUCCAUCACAGGAAUACAAAAUUGGAAUUUUUACCUCAAAACUUUAGCAGACAUAAAAUCAAUACAACAUAUUAUAAAUGGAAAACAAAUGAAUUGUUUUGGAGGAUUGAAUGGAUUUUUCCGCAAGCAGAGAAUAUGAAGCAUAAUGAUAAUCGUGUCCUGGAAACUGAGAGAUUGUCUACGAUACUAGGUAGAGUUUUAGAUCCUUUGACAAUAGAAACCGAAGGUAGUGAGAGUAUCGAAGUAAUAAAUUUGAAGAUAGCGUACAGAGAAAAAUUACAGUAUUACCGAGCAGCUGGUUUUAACAAUAUCAAAGUCCUUCUAAAAGCUGAGAAAGUGAAGAGAUGUGAUUCAAGAUUUCACGAGCUGAACCUUACUGAAACACUGAACGAAAAUCUGGAAAAUAAAACUAUCAUAGAAUUUCCUGUUUUCUAUGUGAUACUGAAAGAUCAUACAGAUAUGUACGAGAUUGUAGACACUGAUGAAGAAGAGGCGUCAACAGAGGCUGAACAAACAAGAGGAAACCUCAAAAGAAAACAUACAAAUAAUCAGAGAGUUAAAAAGAAGAAUGAAGGAGUUCCAGUAAACUUUUUCUUUGACAAUGAUCUAACAGAUUCAGAAAAUGAAAGUAUGGAAAUGGUUUCAAAAAAUAAAAUGUACUCAAAUUUAUAAAAUCGUUAGAAGGUUAUAUUGCUGAGAUAACUUGGGGUAUUCAAGUAUGCACAGCUUCUGAAAAUAAUAACUUCAACUAAUCAAUUCUAAUUAAAACCGUUGAAUUAUGUGCAAAACAUUUCCGUGAAAUUAUAGGUAAGAAGUAAUAGAUGGAAACGCUUCAUCUGAGUUACUUUUAUGCAUUUCCAUGCAUGACCAAAUAUUUAGUAGAAAUUCAAGCUUUUAUUGUAAAUAGAACGUUCACUAGAACAGUGUAACCGAAUUUGAUAAAUAUACAAUAAUAAUAUUACUAAUCAUGAAUACAGGCUACUAUAUUACACAAUUUCCAUAGACCCUAUGUCUCUUUCAACAAUAAGAGCUAUUUUUUAUGUAUGUUUUCCCCAACAAUACUUUAUACCACGUAAAUAAUACAUAAUUUCCUAAGAGUUUUCAAUGGGAUUGGCUAUGCAUAAUAUGUCAAAUUCCCAUAAAAAACAGAUUAUGUUUACUCACUUUGAUGGAAUUAAAAAUAAAUUUGAUUCGUGUAUUCGGAAGUUGAAGCAAAAUACGUAUGCUUAUAUUUAAACACGAAUAUCCAUCGAAUGAAAAUCAUUUUGAAAGUGUUACAUCACAUGAAGAAUAGAAUUCUAUAUUCAAUCGCCCGUGCGAAAACCUGUAGCAGUAUAGAUCUUUACAGAAGUAGUUUUGCUGUAAGCAAGUAACAUUACAUAAUAACAGAAACGUCUGUUCGUGUAACUUUUCAAAGAGCUCUUAGUACGCAAUAAUGCCUAUGAUAUUCCUAUUGCAUUGCAGUUUUCCGAUUUUUGUUGCAAUUCUUAUACAUUGAGAAAUUUAAAUGAUUGAAUCGUAGAUUAAUAUAAAACUAUUGUAUCUCUACUCAUAGAAGUUCAAAGCUUUGUUUGAGAAUUAAAAAUGAAAAACAAUUUCUUGCCUAACUAAAUCACACCUUCCGAUUAUACAGAAAUAAGACUGGAAACUCAUCAUGGACACAAUCGAGGCUCUACUCUGCAUAUAUCAUGCCGUUCAAAUUCUUUGUAUCAACUAAACGUCUUAUUUUACGCUUGAAGUCAGUAUACAUAAAUAUAUAAUAUUUCAGUUUCACUGAAUGUGAAACAAAAAGACAUUCUCCACAAUACACAAUGGUCAAAAUAUUUCGCACGCACGCCCUCUCAUAGGUGAAGAAUUUAUCGAUUCCAUUUAAAUCAAUAACAAUAAAAAUUCAUACUCAUCAA